GCGCAGUCGGCGCCAGCUGGCGGCGGCGCUGAGUAAGGACCAGCUGGGGUUCUCUGGGGAGACGGUGGACGAGUCCAGCGACCUGGACGGAAACAUCACGUACUACCAGCUAGACAGCAGCAGCAACAGCUUCCCCCCCCUACCGGGCCCAGCCGGAGCCCCGCCCCCCUCCAUGGGAGCCCCGCCCCCUCCAUCUGGCUCCGCCUACCGUGUUCCGAGAGGCUCGGCGCCGUCGGCUCCGCCCGGAAACGGCACCAUCUGUUCCUCAGAGGAGGACCAGGAGGACGCCAGCACCGUGGAGGACCAGGCCGAGUACACAGAGGAGUACAUCUACAUCACUCAGGAUCAGAGCUACCAGACGUCUGGGGUCUACAGCGCCGCCGAGCCCCAACAACCACAGGUAACCCCCCCCCAUCCAACCACAG
Messenger RNA from Etheostoma cragini (Arkansas darter), 425 nucleotides. RefSeq names its product insulin receptor substrate 2-like. The transcript has 4 exons. Lineage: Eukaryota; Metazoa; Chordata; Actinopteri; Perciformes; Percidae. The annotation marks the transcript as partial. The record is from RefSeq and is a predicted model, not a curated record.